Molecule: messenger RNA, 498 nt
Organism: Xylona heveae TC161
Lineage: Eukaryota; Fungi; Ascomycota; Xylonomycetes; Xylonales; Xylonaceae
Exons: 1
Coding region: 164-418 (84 amino acids)
Source: RefSeq, a predicted model, not a curated record
AAUACAGUACACUAUGCCGCUCUGCUCUUCGCUGUUCUGUUCUGUGCUGUGUGGUACAGUAGACCAUGCAGUGCAGUGCGGUGCUAUAAAGUAUAAUAAGAGCUAUAAUGUUCAACAGGACUCCAUAAAAUGCAUAAAUGUAUACAUGCAACGUGCCUAAGGGAUGUGUAUACAAUACAUGCAUCUGACGCUAUGCAAUUGCUCUAAUCGCUCUAAUCGCUUCAAGUGCUCAGAAGAAGAAGAAGAAGAAGAAGAAGAAGAAGAAGAAGAAGAAGAAGAAGAAGAAGAAGAGCGGGCCAAGGAGGCAGUAAAUGCAACCACCACCAUCAACAACGACAACAAAUCAGACCAGACCAAACUACUACCACUACCACUACCACCAAUAACAACAAAACAGGCCACGAUCAGCGAUGAGUGAGACAGACAAAUGAAUAAACCGAAAUGGGCCAAGAACGAGACCGACAAAUGAAUAAAACCAAUCAAACGAAUAAAGGGAAU